Messenger RNA from Ostertagia ostertagi, 1023 nucleotides. The record is from the annotation of a GenBank genome assembly. Lineage: Eukaryota; Metazoa; Nematoda; Chromadorea; Rhabditida; Trichostrongylidae.
AUGCCCUGCCAUGGGCAGACAGAUUACUUGAAAGUUGUGUUGCCAUCGUCUUAUUUUCAACGAUUAGCAGUUUCUCGUGCUUCUCGACUUCGCUUCUUUCCCGGUCGUGGGGUAUUCCUUAGAGAGUCCCGCACGAAUGCAGAGAGGAAGCGUCUUCGUGAAGAACGCAUGAUGCACCCAAACUCAACCUCCUUGCCUCAUAGCUUUCCCGCGGAUUUAAUGCAUCUGGAGUUCUGUGUUAGGCUUGUCGUAGUUUACAGACCACCUUCCACUUCUUAUAUCAAUGAGCUAUUAGCUAAAUCGCAUUCUCCUGUGGUUGUCGUAGGUGACUUCACCCUCCCAGAGGUCAAUAGGGCCGAUUGGAAUGUUUCCAAGGACAUUGCACACCCUCUGUCCAAUACUUUUGCUUGUCACGGAUUCGCGCAGUACAUUAAGGAGCCCACUAGAGGUUCGAGCAUCCUAGAUUUGCUUUUCUGCAAUGACUUGAACCUUAUAAGUAACGUUUUAGUUAAGUCAUCAAUUGGCGACAGCGACCACCUAAGCAUCACUUUUGACAUCACCGGAGUUGAGUUACCUUGUGUGCCCGUUUUCAAAAGGCUAUUUUCCAAAUGUGAUUAUUCCCUUGUUACGAACUACCUCUUUAGCGUACUAUGGGUCGACUCCUUUGAGUCGGUUUCUACCGUGGAUGAGAAAUAUUUGAUGUUUCUGACUAUUCUCCGACAUGCCAUACAAUUGUAUGUCCCCUGGGCCUACUUUUUCCUAGCAGGAGAGUGCCUUUUGCAAUACGCCAAACGAAUUCAAAUUCUUUGGACAGAAUUCAGAGCUUUUUCACAGAAGUUUUCUGAGAAACUAUGCAAAUACAAUAAGAGUAUGGAAAAGAAAAUAGUUGAAGCAAAGGAUAAGCAACGUUUCUUCAAAUAUCUGGGAUCUAAGCUCCGGGAAAGGCCGAAUUUUUAUGGUCUGGAUAUUAAUGGGAGGAUUCUACUGAAUGAUCAUAAUAAGGCAAUGCUUUUGCCUUAUUAG